Messenger RNA from Nematocida minor, 1605 nucleotides. RefSeq lists its product as uncharacterized. The coding region runs from base 1 to 1605 and encodes 534 amino acids. NCBI's taxonomy places the organism in Eukaryota, Fungi, Microsporidia. The transcript has a single exon. The record is from RefSeq and is a predicted model, not a curated record.
AUGACUGUAAGAGAAGUUAAGUUGAGAAUAUACCUGCAAAAAAUAGUAAACGCAUAUACUGCUAGGGUUGAGAAACUUUUGAGGCUGGACAUCAGAAAGAACAAGAAAAUGGACCAAUUUAUGCUCCUAAAUGAUAUACUCAAGGAGAAUGUAACAAUAGAAAGCGAUCAUUAUACUAGCAAAGAAAAGAGACUCAUCUUGGGUAUAAUUAAGAAUAGAAUAUACCAGUACUUUGUGUACAACGAUAAGCUAGGAACUAUGAACACGUUGUAUCUUACUCUGAGGCCUGGGACUGCUGAGUCCAUUAAAUACGAGGCUGCCGAUAUAAUUAGACACAUGAUGGGGCCAAACCCGCUUAUAUACAGCCUAGACGAUGGAAUGCGUAUAAAGAAUGAAACUUCUGAAGAUGCAAGCCCAACUAAUAGUAGUGCUGACAUAAACACUAGAGUAUAUACGCUAGAGAUUGACGACACGAAGUUCUCAAACUUGGAAAAUAUAUUUCAGUCCACCACAGACAGCCUGAACAAUGAUAACUUCCAUUGCAUUUCUGAUUUAGCAGAGUCAAUGGGCUUGAAUUUUUUAGGAAAAAUCUAUUCUAUCCUAAACUACCACGAUUUAUACAAGCUAUAUAACACUCCACGUAGAGAAAGUGAUAUGCUAUUUGUAGAUUAUGGCUUGAAGCUUAUGUGUGAACACUAUUAUGAUCUCAAAUACAUGGUUAAGAAAAAAAAAACUAAAAUAAAGUGUAUUGAUAAGAAUAAUAAAUCACUUAGUGAAGAUGAUUUACAUUUAAUCGGUUCUAUCAUCAAAAAUAUAGAAAAAAUUAAACAUGAAAAGAAGAUACACAACUAUCUGUUUAAAGUGUUAAACUAUCUGGCAAAAAACACAGAUGUUUUGAAAGCAAAAGACGGAUCAAACACCAUAAAGAUAGAUACUGAUUUAAGCAAGUUUUAUGAUAACUAUAUAGCCAACAGCCCGCAUUUUAAGAACAUACUAGACGACGCUAAAGAAGAUAAAUUAGCUGAAAAACUGAAAAAAAAGCUUGAAUUUCUCAAUGUAGAGAAAAACAUUGAAAAAGAAAAAGCCCUGCACAAACAGCUCAAUGAAGCCAGCUCCAGCUCUUAUAGCGCCCACCCAAAUAAAGGGAGUGUUUUUGAUGCUUUUGGCGCAAACCCCUUACAAGGAAAAUCAGAGGAGUAUUUAGAAUGUGAGAACGUUCAGGAGCUUGUAGCUAGCUUAAAGUCACUGAGUAAACUGAGCCGAAUCCAACACUAUUACCUAUCCAAAAAGAUAAAACUGUUUGAAAAAAUGCAGAACAUAAGGCUAGCAGAAGAAAAGAAAAUAAAAGAGGAAGAGAAGAAGAAAGAAGUCACGCUCAUACAAAUAGAAGAAGAAGCACAGCCCGCCUCAGCAGAGCCAACAGCUCGAAAACUCUCCGUUGGAACACUGCUGAUGGGCGGUAUUGCUCUUACAGGAGCAACAGUGCUGUCGCAUAGCUACUAUCAGCCAAAAGGCGAAGCAAUGAACGCAUCUGACAAUAGCCAUUUAUAUGAUCUCUUGGACAGCACCCAAUUAAGAAGCAUGAACAAUCCCAAUAUAUCUUGA